ACCUUACAGCCAGUCUGGCGAUUUAAUUUUUAACUAAUGAAUAAACUAUUAAAUAUUGCACAAGCCGUUCCGCGGCAAUUUGUGCGACAAUAUGCGUUCAAGUCAGACCUGAAAAUAAAAUGGGUGCGCCCCGAAAAGAUACCUUGUAUUAAGCCCGAAAAAAGUGGUGAUCUUUCGAAGCUACCAAAAGUAAAUCCCGGUGAGGUGAUUCCAGAGUAUAGGGACUGUAAGGAGCUGGAAACUGCUGAUGAAACUGUGCGAUCCUUGUUCAAGCUGGAAAACAAUCCCAAUUAUUUGACAACUCGUUAUUACCGCGAUCAAAUGGUCAAGGAGGUACAGCGACACCGUCUGGAUUUUGGUUCAAUGGAGGCAAAAUUGGCCAAGAUGACCGCAACCAUACGCCGGUAUCAAGAGCACAUGGACGAACACCCGCGCGAUAAGAUGAUAAAAGUACGGCUAAAGGAGCUGAUUGAUAAGCGCAAAAAGUUUCUGAAGUACUUGAGGCGUUGGGAUUAUCGUCGAUUUGAGUGGAUACUGGAGAAGCUCGAUUUGGUUUAUAAACCACCACCAUCUUAUUUUCAUUGGAUAACGCGGAAGGAGUCGUUACAGAAGCUGACUGACAGCUACUGUGAAAAGCUAAGGGAGGAUAGGCUCGAAGCUUACCACCAAGAACUUCAGGCGCAACAGAUUCCCUUCCUGGAAGAAGCGGUGAAGAAAAUGGAGUUCGUACGCAAAGAGCAAAUCGCUUGCGAUGUGCCGAUAACAGUUACGGAGCAGCAAAUUGAGGAAGUAAAAAAGGAGUUAGCCGAACUGAUAAAGCAACGCGACAUUUCCGCAGAGAAUCUAAGGCAAAAAGCUGACAGCUUCAAUUGACGUGUUUUUUCAUAUUUUAUUGCCUAAAUAGACAGAUACAUAAAGUACUUAAAUGAA
Messenger RNA from Scaptodrosophila lebanonensis, 930 nucleotides. It is a transcript of the gene bonsai, whose product is annotated as 28S ribosomal protein S15, mitochondrial. Lineage: Eukaryota; Metazoa; Arthropoda; Insecta; Diptera; Drosophilidae. Gene Ontology annotation, cellular component: ribosome. The coding region runs from base 37 to 873 and encodes 278 amino acids. The record is from RefSeq and is a predicted model, not a curated record. The transcript has 3 exons. Gene Ontology annotation, molecular function: structural constituent of ribosome. Gene Ontology annotation, biological process: translation.